AUAAAUUACACUAAUGUGAAAACUUUUUUGGGUUUUCAAACCCAUAACGUGCCGGCCGUUUGUUCUUAUCCAAAGAAAAGCAUAACAAUAAAGGGAUUCAACGUGAUAACGAUGACGGACCAUCAAGAAGCAGAUGAAAGCUGGCCGGUAACCGAAAACGUGCUUCGCGCUCUGGAAGAGGAGAUAAGGCCACUGGCCGAUCCUAAGUUGGCCGACCAAGAACGACGGGAAGACCGCGUCAAGACGGCUUCCGUUCAGCUCAACGUCCGGGCGUGCCUGGAAGAACGCGUCGAACCCACCGAUGAUACUGUUGACACGAAACCGGAAGGACUAGUGGCAGCACCGAGCAGACGAGACCCGGUGGAUAUGUCCAGACAAAUUCAAGUCGGCCUCAUGUCCGUCAAGUCAGCAUAUGUCGACGGGAAGUACUAUGGGUCGGCGGAACAGUACGUGUCCCGGACUGUGGAAGAGCUGUUGUCACGGGAAUUUGCGUCAUCGCCUCCAGUCAACGCCAGCACUUAUACGGUGGGCACUGUCGAGUACGAUUCGGACAGACGGUGCUUUCUACGCGGUUUCGCCCAACCCAGUCUCGGCAGUGUGCUAGUGGACUGCACUCGGCUUUCGGUGCUUCCCAAAGACCGAAGUACAGUGAAGUUUUACUCCACCCUGACCGCUAGCCCUGACGGACUACCCCUGUUGACGCCCCAUCACUUUCACGUGUUCUCCAAACUUAUCUGAUACGUGGGAUGUCUUCGUGUCCUGCUUCAGCAGAGAGUCAAAAUAUGCCAAUCCCAACUUUACAGCCAUUCAUUGCGAUUUUCCACUGUUCUGUUUGGGGUUUUCACGUAGGAACUCAUGAAUUGUUCAUAGAUAGACUCUAGAUUUCAGGCUAUCAGAUAGUUUACAGAUUUCUAGCUUGUCAAAAUGCCGAAACCAACUCGCAAUGACCUUCUUCAAACAAUUUGGAUCCUUGCGAUGAUUCAUCUACCUGUUCUAUCCUUUGGCACGUCAGCUCUGCUGGGAUUCAACUAAUGAAUCAUCGCGUGGAGAUCAGCAACAAAUAGUUGGAAACAAUGAAUGACGAUCCAGAGUUUUCGAAGAAGGUCACCCAAACGAGAGUUUGGUUUAGCACAUGGGAAAUUGUAAGCUCAUUGAAAUCCUGAAAUCUGAAGAAACUUCUAGUACACAAAAAUAAUUACUCUGCAAAUUCCAUACCAAUUAAGCCCUAUCGUAGGCUAAUCAAUUAAACUACAUCCUUACUUAUUUGCCAUGUGAUAGAUUGUGGUGCAGUUUGGAAAUACCAAGCAACGCUAAGCACUACUCGCAGUUCUUUUGUAACAUCCUCUGUAUAUAUUGUACAUAUUGUA
This is a messenger RNA of Adelges cooleyi (spruce gall adelgid), 1367 nucleotides long. RefSeq lists its product as uncharacterized. The record is from RefSeq and is a predicted model, not a curated record. Bases 112 to 738 code for a protein of 208 amino acids. The transcript is spliced from 2 exons. NCBI's taxonomy places the organism in Eukaryota, Metazoa, Arthropoda, Insecta, Hemiptera, Adelgidae.